Molecule: messenger RNA, 363 nt
Organism: Cooperia oncophora
Lineage: Eukaryota; Metazoa; Nematoda; Chromadorea; Rhabditida; Trichostrongylidae
Source: the annotation of a GenBank genome assembly
AUGCGGAAAGUAGUGUUGUUAUUGCUACUCGGCUAUAUCGUGGCCCACACCUUUUAUUUUAUCUACUCCCUAAUUCACGUGUCCUACACAAGAAGAGAAUUCUCGAAACGGGAUCUUUCUGAUGGCCCAUUGGUGCUCAAGGAAGGUGUUGUCGCGAAAAAAGGCAAAGUCAUUGCACUUAACAAGAAGCCGAAAAAGAAACCUAUCAAGGAACCAGUGCAUGUCGGAGAAUUUUCCACUGCGGAAGCGAAUUCGAUGUCAAGUUCGAAGCACCUCAUCUAUUUUACUGUAGUGAAUGGGGCAUUCGAGAAGCUGACACUAAACUGGCUGUGCAAUUUGGCUAUUUUCAAGGUUUGCCUUUAA